This is a messenger RNA of Scedosporium apiospermum, 534 nucleotides long. RefSeq lists its product as uncharacterized. Lineage: Eukaryota; Fungi; Ascomycota; Sordariomycetes; Microascales; Microascaceae. The transcript has 2 exons. The record is from RefSeq and is a predicted model, not a curated record. The coding region runs from base 1 to 534 and encodes 177 amino acids.
AUGGCACCUCGUCAUCAAACUCUCCCAGCACCUCAGACCUCGUCAGCCAGGGAGGCCCGGCAGGCGUUCUAUUGCAAUCUCUGCUCCAAGGGCUACUCGCGAAUGAAUGACUAUGAGGCCCACCUUAGCAGCUAUGACCAUACCCACAAACAGCGCCUCAAAGACAUGAAGGCAAUGGUGAAAGAUCCCAGUGCCGGGGCCCGCGCUAGGAAGGCGGAGGCCAAGGCCGACGGCAUCAUCAGCCUGAAGCUCACAGGGACUGAAACGAGCAACAACUCCGGCGGAGGCUUCAAGAAAGGUGGCUUUAAGAAGUCGGGCUUCAAGUCUGCGUUCGGGUCCUCUACGGCCCCGGCGAACCCGGCAAGCAUCUCUGCGCCCGGAAGCUCAGGUCCUGCCUCUCUGGUUGGACGGUUUUCGACUGAAGGUGGCAAGGAAGCAGCUACCAGGGAGACCCGAGACCUCGAUAUUUCAGCAGACACUGACUCGGAAGACGAAGGCUAUGAGAGAUAUGACCCGAGACAUCCAACGGACUGA